This is a messenger RNA of Lolium perenne, 1882 nucleotides long. RefSeq lists its product as uncharacterized. NCBI's taxonomy places the organism in Eukaryota, Viridiplantae, Streptophyta, Magnoliopsida, Poales, Poaceae. The record is from RefSeq and is a predicted model, not a curated record.
CGCGCGCGCUUGGGAUUGUUGUAGCAACACGAAACCAUACCGCAUCGCGUGCGCGACAGAUGGUGCACACACAGUACGAGGACGAGGCAGGCCAUGGACCUCGACCUCGCCGUGCAAGAGACCCGGCCGGCCGUCCCCGGCGAGGACUUCGACUUCACCACCACCGAGACCGACGCCGCCUUCCUCGUCCUCGCACACCUCCCCGGGUAUGGCAAGGAUGAGAUCGAUGUCCGCGUCGGCGACGGCGGCAGGGAGAUCGGCGUCGUGGUGGGCGCGAGGAAGAACUAUGGUGGUGGGCUGGCGGUGGAGGCCGCGGCGGCCGGGAGGCGGCUGCGCGUGGCGCACCGGCGGACGGUGGAAGGGUUCCGCCGCACGUUCGACGUGCCGCCCGGCGUCGAGGUGGGCCGGAUCACCGUCGGGUUCGAGGAGGACGACGAGCUGCUGGUCGUCAUCAUGCCCAAGCUGCGGCAGCAGGCGCCGCCCGAGGAGGACGACGGGGAGGCGCGCCUUGACGUCGAGAGCACGGACUGGGAGUAUGCUUCGUCGGACGCGACGGAGGUCGACCUCGACGAUGCGUCGAGCGUCGAGCUGGAGCAGGAGGACUGGGUCGACGUCGAGUCGUCCGAGUCGGAGCCCGAGUCGCCUCGCGACUUGCCGGUGGAGACGCCGGUGGAGAUACAGGAGCCUGAGCCGCCGCGGGACGUGCCGGUGGAGACGCUGGUGGAGGUACAGGGGCCGGAUCCCGUGGUCACGGAGGUGGCCGUGGAGACGCCAGUGGAGGUCGAGGAGCCCCCGGUGGUGGACAUCGAGUGCGACGUCGUGUUCGAGGUCCCGGUGUACACGGAGCUGCCGGUGGAGACGCCGAUAGAAGUGCUCGUGCCUGACCCACCGGCCGACGACGUGACGGACCCGCCGGUCGACAUCCCGUGCGACGUCGAGUUCGACCAGCCGUUCGAGGCGCCACCGGCCGCCGUCGAGGAGCCCAAGCCGCCGCCUGUCGCCGAAACACCCGCCGAGGAGCCAGAACCACCGUCGUCACCGCCUGUCGCCGAAACACCCGCCGAGGAGCCAGAACCACCGUCGCCGCCGCCUGUCGCCGAAACGCCCGCCGAGGAGCCAGAACCACCGUCGCCGCCGCCUGUCGCCGAAACGCCCGCCGAGGAGCCAGAGCCACCGCCGCCGCCGCCUGUUGUUGAAACACCCGCGGAGGAGCCAGAGCCACCGACGCCACCGCCUGUGGUUGAAGCACCCGCGGAGGAGCCACCGCCGCCGCCGGUGGAACCACCCGCCGAGGUUCUGGCGCCAGUCGACCCACCACCGGUUGAAGACCCGCCGCGGGUGGAAACACCCGCCGAGGAUCCACCGCCGGUCGACCCACCACCGGUAGAGGAGCCACCGCCGGUGGAACCGCUACCUGUGCAGCAGCCACCGCCGGUCGAACCACCGGCAGAGAAACCAGAGCCAAAGCUCGAAGAGAAACCGCUUCCAUCGCCGCCUAGUGAGCCCGAGAACAGCAACGACUCAGGUACAGGCAGUGAAUCGGACAACGACGCGGGAGGCCGCGGCAAUGGCAGGCGACGAGGAGUCGGGAGAGGGCGGCGGAGGGGCAGGCGGCGCGGCAGGUUCCCGCUGGGCAUGGCGGUCGCCCCCGCCGUGAUCCUGCUCGCGUUCGCGGUGGCCGUGGCCAGGAGGCGGCGGCAGCAGCGCGGGGGGUGACGUCGCUUGGUCGAUCCAGCAGAAUCUGUGUGCGUGCGUGCGUGCGUGCGUGCCGGAACGAUUCUUUAGCUAGCGGCGCGUUACAGUUGUGUAAAAUCGAAUUUUCGUGUGGUUUUGUUCUCGACACUGAGUUUUUGUGUGAUUUGAGCAUUCAACCGCUACUUUU